This is a messenger RNA of Microsporum canis CBS 113480, 1080 nucleotides long. RefSeq lists its product as hypothetical. The transcript has 4 exons. The coding region runs from base 1 to 1080 and encodes 359 amino acids. Lineage: Eukaryota; Fungi; Ascomycota; Eurotiomycetes; Onygenales; Arthrodermataceae. The record is from RefSeq and is a predicted model, not a curated record.
AUGCUCACAUCUUGUUCAAUAACGAGAACGGUGUUAUGCAAACGACCCCGGGAUUUCAACCCUUUUAGGCCACUGUUAAAUCUACAGGCGAGGAGACUCGGUACUGCUCUGGUCGAUAAACAUGAAGAUGAUAGGCACCGUCUCAGUCAUUCGCAACUCAAGCAACUAUUUUCUGGUUACUAUCCUGACGACUUUCCAGAAGAGGUGAUACGACUCAAAGGUCCAUUUUCAACUUACUCCACGCUGGAGAAAGCAUUUAAUACUUCAAACUAUAUGAGAAAAAAAGCGAUUGUUACCUUUGAUUUUUCAAUCUCUACCACUGUAGUAAAGUAUCGUGCAUCACCCCUACACGACGCCAUAAUAGCAUCCACCUUUGAAGAAAUAUCACUCCAUACCGGGUCCCAGGGAAAGCGGGGCAUCUUCCAGUACUCUCUAUAUCAAGAUAGAGUGUUCCGGACAGGAGAUGAAAAUGAAAUAUCAAUCCUCGCACCAGAUCUUCUGGUCUCAUAUAGGAGCAAACGCAACUCCGGAAACAACCAGCCUGUUUUGGUACUGGAGGUUGGAUUCACGGAAUCGUAUGAGUCACUCGCCUCCUCUCUCUCAAAUUGGCUAAAUCGUAUACCAGAGCUAAAGAUGGCAAUUUUGGUUAAAGUCAACGAAGUGCCUACCUAUAAAAAUCCUCUUGCAACGCAAGGCAUGCUUAAUAUGCCAGAAUUAAAGCCCUUACGUGGAGGUCUGAGAAACAGAGAUGUAUCUCUAGAAGACCCUACCAAUCCGUAUAGUCCUUUAAUGAUUUGCGGCAUCCGCUGGGUUGCACCAACCACAGCAUUUGUGGAAGCCUGGACAAAAGACAAGGAGACUGGAAAACCUGCUCUUCAGGGCAAGCGAAUUUUUUAUGGGCCAGGGCACUCUGACACGCCACUAACGCUGAAUUUAGCUGAUUUUGUUCCUGAGUACGAGAAAUUCGCAAGGCCUACUUUGGGGUUCAAUUGGAAUACCUUUAGAGAUGCACUAUCGCAGGCAAGAAAAUGGGUUCGAUAUUCCCUACAGGGCUACCCACACCUUAAUCAGGCGGCAUGA